GAACUACUGAUUCAUGGAACCGUAAAGAGGACAGUAUUUACCAGUUAUAAAAAUAUAGAGUCGUAGUUCGGACGUUUGUUUGUGAUAUUGUAAACAAAAUAGUUCCUUUGGAUUCGCGGUUCCAGGUUACAGUCCCUGUGACAUGCCCCUUCCGUCCUGCAUUGCCGUACCGAUGGCUCCCAUCUCCGCCUCUGCAACCGCACAACAAACAAGUAACAAGUAAUGUAACAAUGCCUUGGACAAGGCCAGCAAGCGUACCUUUAGGACAAGUAUGGCUCAGAUUCCAAGGGAAGCAGCGGGACGGGACACCAGGACAAAAGUAUCAAGUCAGAGAUAUGGAUGUCAAAUACAGACAGCAGUGUCUUGACCUGAUGAUGGAGGCGUUUAUCAAAGACGAACCGCUCUGUCACGUCUUAAACAUCCAGUCGGACCCAGAAGCCCUGGCCUCAAUAAAAGAAGACUGGGAGGAGUGCUUAGCUCAGGGAGUGAGUCUCGCCUGCUUCACGGAGGUAGACGACCAGCCAGCAGACCUGGUGGGCUUCAACGUCAUCGUCGUCAGGAGCAAGGGAGACGUCGACCAUGAUUUGGAUAAGUUCAAAGGCGUGUCCAAGCAGCUGUUCGCAGUCCUCAUGAAGGCAGAGAGCCUGGUGGACGUGUACCAACAUUAUGGAGUCGAUGCUUAUCUGUCUUCCAGCGGGCUGACCGUCCGUCCGGAGUAUCGGGGACAGAAUAUUGGCGCCCGUCUUAUGGAAGCUAGGAAACCCCUCUGCAAAGCCCUAGGCCUGAAUGUCGUAGUAACAGUCUUCACAGCGAAGACAUCCCAAGUAUUAGCUGCCAAAUGCGGGUUUGAGCUGCUGGCCUGCCUACCCUACAAGGACAUGAAGCAAUAUGGAGUGGACCUGACGGGCUGUGCCACGGACUGUGCUGAAGUCAGGGGGAUAAAGUUGAAUUUUGAAUGAAUAUAACAUUGAUCAUGGUAUAAGACCAGGUAUGCUCAAAACUGACAGCUAACAUUUCAAGGUUAGCCCAGCUGACGUCAUCCGACGCUGCGUGGCCAUUUUGUAAAAAAAUUAAAUUAAAAAAACCCGCGAUCAAAAAAAGUACUCAAUUAUUAUGACAAAAGGUUAGAAAUGCUAAACUCUAUAAAAAGCAAAAAUAACUUAUCCCACAUAAUUAAAAAAUGUAAGCAAACUGAGCGUGUAACAUUCCUAUCACACUUAACAAACGACCUGAUGACCUUGAAGACCUGAACCGAUUUCCACCGAACAUAGCUAAGAACACUCUCGACUGAUAUACCAGUCAAACAAAAAAACCGCAUUAAAAUCGGAUCAUCCGUUUGGGAGCUACGAUGCCACAGACAGACACAUAAACAUUUACACAGACACGUUAAAACUUAUAACACCCCGUCGUUUUUGCGUCGGGGGUUAAAAAUAAAUUACCCACGUCCAAUGUUUUUAAUUUAAUUUGCAAGGACAUUUUGAACUUUUAGUAAAUUAUUUACUUACAGUUUUAAUGUUUUUAUAUAUUAUGUGACAAGUAAUAGUACAUACUUAAAUACAUUAGUCAGAAAUUCGAGGAGGUCGGUGGCACAGGAGGAGCUCGGUGGCGCAGCGGUAAAACGCGCUCGGCCUGCGAUUGUUGAAGUUAAGCAACUUUCGCAAAGGCCGGUCAUAGGAUGGGUGACCACAAAAAAAAAGUUUUCAUCUCGAGCUCCUCCGUGCUUCGGAAGGCACGUUAAGCCGUUGGUCCCCGCUGCAGUAGCAGUCGUUAAUAACCAUCAAUCCGCACUGGGCCCGCGUGGUGGUUUAAGGCCCGAUCUCCCUAUCCAUCUAUAGGGAAGGCCCGUGCCCCAGCAGUGGGGACGUUAAUGGGCUGAUGAUGAUGAUGAUGAGUCAGAAAUUCACUUAAUUUUCAAUAAUAAAAUUUACGUCCUUAGAAUGUUGGAGAUACCAAUUUUUGAGCAUAUCUGCAGGCUUAGCACCGUCAGCACGCGACUCUUUCUCGCCGCGACAGAGAUCGUCUGUCUCUUUCUGUGCAGUACUGUGAGAGAGUGACGGGUGACGUAUGUCGAGGCGAGAAAGAGUCGCGCGCUUACGGUGCUAAGCCCGCUAGUUUUCUUAUAAGUACCAUGGUUGGUUAUUAGAAGGCGAUGAAAGUUAUUUGUAAAAAGUAAAUGAGUCUUCCUUGAAACUGCUCAAAUGUUAAACAAAUAGAAUUUUAUUAUUGUUUAUAAUUAUUUUACAUUGUAGUUUGAAAGUUUUGAAUCUUGCUACCUGAAGGUAUUAUAUAAAAAUAGUUGUUGCCAAUUAAUUCAAAAAUAUCUUUAUUCAUUAGGUAAUAUAGUUACAUUUUGAAUCGUCAAUUUUACAUAAUGAACGUCUCAUCCGCCUAAAACUACUGCAGCUUCUCACAACCUGUAUAGCCGGGGAAAAGAAGCUGCAAGAAAAAGCCUCGGCACAGGGCCCUUAGAAGUUCUUUAAAAAAAUAAAUAAGCAAUACAAGAGAGCCGUGAUAGCCCAGUUGGUAGAACGCUUGCCUCUCACUUUGAGGUCGCAGGUUCGAAUCCAGCACAGGCCUAAACCAAUGUCGAAUUUGUUUUCGAUUUCAUGUUUGGGUCGUAAAUUAUUAUCACGUGCUCAGCGGUGAAGGAAAACAUCGUGAGGAAACUCACAUUCCCGAGAAAUGCAUUUUCAGAGGUAUGUGACCUAACCUGUAUUGGCUGGUAAAUGUCAAAUAGCAAUAUUGCUUUUCUAGGUGAAUUGCUUUGACGUCGCCAUUUUAAGCCCCUGAUGUAAGUAAGUAGUCGUUACAUAAGCCAUGUCAGGGGCGUCUGGCGGCUCAAUAAUAACCCUGAUACCAGGGUUGAUGAGGUUGGUUACCUCACAACCCACACGAUAGAGGAAGUGAAAAACUUACGUGUUAGGUAGGGUUGUCAAACAAAAAUAAAGUGUGGUAUAUAUACAGUUGUGUAAAUAUUAAUUUAUUUAUCAAAUCUUACAACCUAAGUCUUUUACAAAUGUGUAUAUAAAUUAAAUACAUAUCUAUCAAAUAUAAAUGCUAUCAAAAUCACUAAUAUUUGCGCUGCAGCCAGUGGUGCGCCGUUUCUGGGUACAUUCCCAGAAGUAAAAAGUAGUGAUGUGCCGGAUCGUUAAAAAUGUAUAUCCGCGGAUACGGAUCUGAAUACGGAUAUUUAGUGUAAAGAUCCGCGGAUACGGAUCUAUAUUUUCUUUAAAAAAAAAUUAAAGUUUUAGUUAUUUCAUUGUUAUAAAAGUGAUAUUUUAUCUUGCUUUCAUUAUAAAUAUCUAUCUAUCUAAAUGUUUGCAAUAUAAAGGUGCCAAAUAUUUGAUUUUAUGAAAUAAAAACAAUCUGAAUGGAA
Molecule: messenger RNA, 3376 nt
Organism: Pectinophora gossypiella (pink bollworm)
Lineage: Eukaryota; Metazoa; Arthropoda; Insecta; Lepidoptera; Gelechiidae
Gene: AgmNAT
Exons: 7
Coding region: 231-959 (242 amino acids)
Molecular function (GO): N-acetyltransferase activity
Source: RefSeq, a predicted model, not a curated record